AUGACGACACCUCAGCAACUGCACACAAGCCACGACGCGUCCUGCGAGGAGGCGGAUGACAUCGUCAGCUUUGUGGUGGAGGAUGGCGCUCACACGCUCUACUUCUCGAAGCGGCGCCUGAUGCGGCACACGCCGUUUUUUAAAGCGUACUUCACGGCGCACGCGGCGGCUUCGAACAGCGACGCUGUCGGCAUCAACAACAAUACGGUAGUGCUGAAGCACGUGACGGGCGCUGCGGCGGAGGCUGCCCUGCGUCUCUGCCACAGUAAUCAGCACGGCGACGACGGCCCCUUCUGGGCGCUGCAGACGGCGUGUACGGAGGCAACGACGACAUCGGCGGUGCAACGGCGAGACGCGCUGCGUCACCUCCUGUCCCUGUACGAGGCGUGUGUAAAGUUCGAGCUGCUGCGGCACGCACACGUGGUGGGCGAUGCAUUGGCUGCCGCGGUGACGACGGCGACCGUGUUGGACGUGCUGAAGACGUGCGCGCGCUACACAUCUGCGCUGCCGCUUGGAGUGCGUGCGAAGAUCGGGCUGCGUGGGGUGCUGGCUGCGUGCCGGGCGUGCCUCCCGUCGGCGUGGGCGUGCAACAGGGAUGAGAAGCGAUGGCGGCGUCUGUGCUCGCAGUACCCCGAGCUGCCGGCGAUGCUGGAAGUGGAGGCGGCGGCGGCAACGGCGGAACAGAGCACCGAUACGGCCGUGGUGGAGCGGAGCGGGUUGCGGCAGGCCCUCCUGUCCCCGCAGCGGGACGGCGCGGUGAAAGCAACCAUUGAAUCAACGGCCGACCACCGCGGUGGCAGCAAUGAGACGGUCCGCUCGCCGCUGGAGGACGUCUUUGCGCACCACCUCCGGCAGACCGAAGCACUCGCGCUGGAGGCGCAGAUCCGGCGGCGUGAAAUGGAGGCGGAUGUCGCGGCGCUGCGUGCGGGCGGUGCUGCACUGCGUGACCGCGUGCGCGAGGACGAGGACGCAGCUGCGGAAUCGACACGGUACCUCAGCGAUGCGCGAGUGUACGUGCAAGCGCUGUGUGCGGCCGAGACAGACAUGCGUGCUCUCCGCACCGCGCUCGUGCCGGCGUCGUCUGCCAUGCAUGCGCUGCGGCACGAACUGGAGCGUGCGGCGGAGCGGGCAGAGGAGAGGCGCAGCGCGGUGGAUGAGCUGCUCGCGGCGGAGGAGGAUGCCCUUCGCGACUUGGACGAUGAACUUGCGAAGUUGCGGAGCGCGGACUGUUAG
Molecule: messenger RNA, 1233 nt
Organism: Leptomonas pyrrhocoris
Lineage: Eukaryota; Euglenozoa; Kinetoplastea; Trypanosomatida; Trypanosomatidae
Exons: 1
Coding region: 1-1233 (410 amino acids)
Source: RefSeq, a predicted model, not a curated record